UCAUGAGGCUUCCUGUAAGGCACCGGCUGUGGUAACAAGUGGAAAGUGUCACUGGGCACUUUAAAGAAGAGAGAGGGGCCUGAAUGAGGAGGCAGAGGGAUGAGCGACAGAAAGAGAUAGAGAAAGAGGGAGGGAGAGAUUGCUCAAGAGAGUGAGAUAGUGAUGUGCGAGUAGAAAGACAGAAGAGAAAGGAAAUCUUCUAAACUCUUCGGUCCAGCAGAGAGACAACGAUGUGAUUCCUCUCGGGGACCCCCUGCUACCGAACUGACCGAGUCAUAUUGUGGUCAUCACCAUGACGAUCCUGCUGUCCCUAUUCUUACUGGUGGUUCUGUUUUCAGUGCAUGCAGUCAACUUUCACAAAGGCUUAAGAGGACUCUCUUGUGUAAAUGACUUCGUCAACAAUAUCAGCUGCACAUGGGAAAGCUCUGCAGCGACUCCCCAUGCGGACUGCUGGAUCUUUGGUGAGCAGUCAACAUUUAUCGGCCGAAUACUGGGAGUUACGGAAAAAAUGAUUGGACGCUGCAAGUUGAAACAACAGAUUCACUUUACUCGAGGCUGCAAUCUUGUCUUUAAAAAUAUAAGAUUUAGCACUAUUAAUACCAUGCCCUACAUCCGUGUGGAGUGUAACGGCACAAUGAUGGAGAACAUCACAGACUACAAACCAGUGCAGCACAUAAAAAUGCAUCCUCCAGGUGUUCCUAAUGUCAACAGCACAGCCAAUGAGACGAGUAUAUCGUGGCGUCCAGGCAGUCUUCCCUCUAAGUACUUAACAACCUUAAGCUUUCAAACUCAGAUCAAACAGAAACACCAGACAUGGAACGAGGCCAUUAUUCUGUCCACUCUUGAACGAGAGCUAAGGAUUCCUGCUGGGAAACUAAAGGGUCACUGUGAGGUCAGGGUGAGAGUCAAACCCAUUUUAAAACACAAGAAUAGCCACUGGAGCAACUGGAGUCCAACAACAUCCUGGACAUCACAGAAUCGAGAACGGCUUCUGAGUCUGACGCAACUGAUAAUAUUGGGAGUGAUUUUGGGCGUCAUCCUGGGUCUCAUCACUGUAACGGUGUUCGUUUACAGGAGUUGUGUGAGCAGGGGGCUCCUCAAAGGGAAGCCGUUACCAAACCCUUCAAAAUACUUCCACACUCUCCACUCUGUCCACGGAGGAAAUCUAAAGAAUUGGCUGAACCCUCUGUCAGUGUCUGAGGCCUUCUUCACGGCGCAGCCUCGUGACCCCAUCUCCCCGUUAGAGAUGUGUGAGAGCUGGGAUGUCGCCCCCCCCCCCUCCUCCACCAGCGCCCUGCUUCACUGCAGCACUCACCCCUCCACCAUCUCAGACUCCAGCGGGGUCGUUGAUAACUCCUCUUCCUCCUCUUCAUCCUGCUUCUCCAACAUGGGCUACUUCAUCUCCAGCUCCUCCGGCAACAGCUCCGUUCGAACUGACCCCAACCCGGCAUACUUCACCUAUAGGGAGGAUUUCCACAACCAUCUUCACCUCAACCUCUGUUCUGCACCUGAUACCUUUCCAAACUACGAGAGCUUAAAGAAACCGCCGCAGAGCCCAGACUCCGGAUUCGGUUUUGGAAAGGAAGAUGAAGAGUUUGUGGAAGACGAAGAGGUUUUUGAUGAUCAUCCUCCUCUUCUUACUCUCCACCUUCCUUCGUGGAUGUGCCCUCCCUUCGCUGCUACGACCCCUCCAAGUCCUACUCUGAUUUCCCCCGAAAGUCAGCAGGAGGAUGUUCCUGCAGCAGGAGAUGGUGGCAGCUGGCCUUCAGCGGGAUCCAUGAGCAGGUCCUCCUCCAUGCCUGUCGAGCCAUACAGAACCGGGUACAUGACCCUCAAAGAGCUGCAGACAACAUUCAGCAAUAAAUCCAUCUGAACACUUUUCAGAAUCUGAAUCAGAAUUCCUUUAUUUGUCCCGCAGCGGGGAAAUGUACAUUAUUAAAACAGCAGAAGUGUAGUGUAGCUAAAGCAAAGAGAAUAGACUUACAUGUUUGAAAAAAAAAAAAAAAGUAGGCCCACGUCACAA
Molecule: messenger RNA, 2023 nt
Organism: Trematomus bernacchii (emerald rockcod)
Lineage: Eukaryota; Metazoa; Chordata; Actinopteri; Perciformes; Nototheniidae
Gene: il2rb
Product: interleukin 2 receptor, beta
Biological process (GO): cytokine-mediated signaling pathway; immunoglobulin mediated immune response
Cellular component (GO): external side of plasma membrane
Molecular function (GO): cytokine receptor activity; protein binding
Source: RefSeq, a predicted model, not a curated record